CAUUUCUUUUCUCUCUCUGUAUACUCUCUCUUUCUAUCCUCUUCUCUUCUUUGCUUUCUAUGAUUCCCACUCGUUUUUCUCCAAACACUUCAAAAAAGUAACAUUAGAGAGAGAAAAUAAAACAACCUCGCCGCCGGCACGAAUCUCGCCGGAAAAUGCACUGAGCAUUGAUUUCUCACCGGAAAAAGGUAUAUUCGAAAAUGAGUGAUACAGUGGUGAACGAUGAAGUUGUUGAGGUUGUUAGUUCAACGAAGAACAACAUUCCGGAGCCGGAGAAGGAAAGCAAACCUUCUCCACCGGCGGUGAUUGCUGGAAGAAGCCGUUCACAAGGAGGAGGUAGAAGAGUGACACCGACGAGCUUCACGGUGGUUUCUGAUGGUAGAUCCGUUGUUGAGAGAGUACUUCCGAACGGAGAUUUCUAUGCCGGAAGUUUCUCCGGUAACGUACCGAAUGGAUCCGGGAAGUAUCUAUGGACCGACGGUUGCAUGUACGAAGGUGAAUGGAAACGAGGUAAAGCUUCAGGGAAAGGGAAAUUUUCAUGGCCUUCAGGCGCGACUUACGAGGGAGAGUUCAAGUCGGGUCGAAUGGAAGGAUUCGGAACAUUCGUUGGAUCCGACGGUGAUACAUAUCGUGGGUCAUGGAGCUCCGAUAGAAAACACGGGUUCGGUCAGAAACGUUACGCGAACGGUGAUUUAUACGAAGGGUGGUGGAAGCGUAACGUUCAAGAUGGUCAAGGACGUUACGUUUGGAAGAAUGGGAAUGAGUAUGUUGGUGAAUGGCGUAACGGCGUUAUAUCUGGGAAGGGUUCGUUAGUUUGGGUUAACGGAAACCGUUUGGAGGGUUUGUGGGAGAAUGGUGUUCCGAAAGGACAAGGUGUUAUGAAGAUUCAACAUGGUUUUGGUGGGUUUGUUUGGAAUGACAAUUUUGCCCCUGUGAUGAUGAGGAAACGUUCUUCUGUUGAUACUACUGUUAGUGGUAGAGGGAGUUUGAAUGAAAAGAAUUUUCCUAGGAUUUGUAUUUGGGAAUCUGAAGGUGAAGCUGGUGAUAUUACUUGUGAUAUUGUUGAUAAUGUUGAAGCUUCCAUGUUUUACCGCGAUGGGACGUGUUCCGAUCCUGAUGAGUUUCGAAAACAUCCUUGUUGUUUCUCUUCUGAGGUUAAGAGACCUGGUCAAACUAUUUCUAAAGGGCAUAAGAAUUAUGAUUUGAUGCUUAAUUUGCAAUUGGGGAUUAGAUACACGGUUGGGAAGGAAGCAUCGAAGUUGCGAGAGCUUAAACCUAGUGAUUUUGAUCCUAAGGAGAAGUUUUGGACAAGGUUUCCGAGUGAAGGAUCCAAGAUUACCCCGCCUCAUCAAACCGCGGAGUUUCGAUGGAAAGAUUACUGUCCUGUUGUUUUUAGACAUUUGAGGAAGCUGUUUCAGGUUGAUCCUGCUGAUUAUAUGUUGGCUAUAUGUGGGGAUGAUGCUCUCAGAGAACUUUCCUCUCCCGGGAAAAGCGGAAGUGUUUUCUACUUGACCCAAGAUGACAGAUUCAUGAUUAAGACAGUGAAGAAAUCUGAAGUCAAGGUGCUUCUUCGGAUGCUUCGAAGCUAUUACAAACACGUGUCCAAAUAUGAGAAUUCACUGGUGACAAAAUUCUUUGGGGUACAUUGCGUGAAACCAAUUGGAGGCCAAAAGAUCCGGUUUAUUGUGAUGGGCAAUCUUUUCUGCUCUGAAUAUCCAAUUCAUAGACGAUUUGAUUUGAAAGGAUCUUCACAUGGUCGUGCAACAGAUAAACCUGAGGAUGAGAUUGAUGAAACAACCACCCUCAAAGACCUUGAUCUGAACUAUGUGUUUCGUGUACAGAGAAAUUGGUACCAGGAUCUUAUUAAACAAAUUGAGCGGGAUUGUGAGUUCUUGGAAAACGAGAAAAUUAUGGACUACAGUCUUUUGGUUGGCCUUCAUUUUCGUGAUGACAACACUUACGACAAAAUGGGGUUGUCACCUUUUCUUCUACGCACUGGCACUCAGGAUUCAUAUCAUACUGAGAAGUUCAUGCGUGGUUACCGCUUUCUCGAAGCAGAGCUGCAAGAUAGGGAUCGAGUUAAAUCUGGAAGGAAAUCAUUAAUCAGGCUAGGAGCCAAUAUGCCAGCAAGAGCGGAACGAUUGGCAAGGAGGAGUGAUUUUGAUCAAUACACCAAUGGUGGAAUCAGUCAUUUGAAUCCUUAUAGCAGUGGGGAAGCUUAUGAUUGCGUUCUAUAUUUUGGGGUUAUCGAUAUUUUGCAAGACUAUGAUAUCAGUAAGAAGCUUGAGCAUGCUUACAAGUCUUUACAAGUUGACUCUACUUCAAUUUCUGCUGUUGAUCCAAAGCUAUACUCAAAAAGGUUUCGAGAUUUUAUUGGAAGAAUAUUCAUUGAAGAUUGGUAAGCAGUGACCAGUUAGUACAAAAUGAGGCUAAAAUAUCUUCUCCUGAAGGUUAAAAAAUGCCAUGAAUCAUAUGAUGAUCACAAAAAUCCAGGAAAAAUAUUUGGAAGUUUGAAACCCACUUGCAAAGGAGGGACCUUAGAGUUGACUGUUCAUCAGAUCACUGUAAGUGGGGCCUCAAAGAAUCUCACUUGAGUUGGUGUUGUUUUUUGGCUGAAUUUUGAAGAUACAGCCAUGAUGAUGAUUUGCUGGAUCAGGGAAAACAUGUAUAUGAAAAAAAUGGGUUGUAUUUUUUUUUUGAAAUGGGGUGGGAGUUAUUUAAUUUAUUGUGGUUACCAAUAGGAUAUGAAUAUGAUGGAAAAAAAUAUAGGAAGAGGGGUGAAGGGAAAAUUGUUUCCCUGAGAUUAGAUUAAAAAAAUGCUUGGAUAGUAGAAAAAUAAAAACAAUGUACAGUUGUUAUACAAAGGGUGGAUGGAAAGUUCUUUUUUCAACUAAUUAUUUAUUAUUCUUGAGGUAUUGUGAAUUUGAGAUACAUUUUUCAAACCAUGUAAUGAAAUUUUUGUCUUGAA
Medicago truncatula (barrel medic) is the source of this 2968-nucleotide messenger RNA. RefSeq names its product phosphatidylinositol 4-phosphate 5-kinase 1. The transcript is spliced from 8 exons. Gene Ontology annotation, biological process: phosphatidylinositol phosphate biosynthetic process. Bases 201 to 2402 code for a protein of 733 amino acids. The record is from RefSeq and is a predicted model, not a curated record. Gene Ontology annotation, molecular function: ATP binding; 1-phosphatidylinositol-4-phosphate 5-kinase activity. NCBI's taxonomy places the organism in Eukaryota, Viridiplantae, Streptophyta, Magnoliopsida, Fabales, Fabaceae. Gene Ontology annotation, cellular component: plasma membrane.